This is a messenger RNA of Hansenula ciferrii, 2196 nucleotides long. Its product is annotated as Kinesin-like protein. Gene Ontology annotation, cellular component: microtubule; kinesin complex. The transcript has a single exon. Lineage: Eukaryota; Fungi; Ascomycota; Saccharomycetes; Phaffomycetales; Wickerhamomycetaceae. The record is from RefSeq and is a predicted model, not a curated record. Gene Ontology annotation, biological process: microtubule-based movement. Gene Ontology annotation, molecular function: microtubule motor activity; microtubule binding; ATP hydrolysis activity. The coding region runs from base 1 to 2196 and encodes 731 amino acids.
AUGAGCAAUAUCCCACAUUAUUUGAGAUUGAAACCAAGGGGUGAUACUCCAGAGGCAAAAGAAGCUCCUUAUUUGAUCGAAAGUCAAGAUGAAACCCAUGUCAAAUUUAAAGAAACUGCUGCUGCUAAUAAAUUCACAAAAGUGUUUAAUGAAACUUCACAAUUAGAUCUUUACAAGGAAACAUUACAAGAUUUGACACUGGAUACUAUUGAAGGUAAAGAUAGUGUCUUUUUCACUUUAGGUCCUUCAAAUAGUGGUAAAAGUUAUUCAAUUCAUGGUGAUGAUGCAAAUCCAGGUCUUGCAAUUUAUGCUUUAAAUGAAAUGUUUAACAAGAUUGGAGACAAUUUGGCAGAUUAUAAGAUUUUGAAAAAACAUUUUGGAGAAUCAUUUGUUGCUACGUCUAAUGCUGCUAAACAUUCUACAGGUGAAUAUGGGUUAACAAUCUCUGUUUUUGAAAUCUAUAAUGAUAGAAUUAGAGAUUUAACUCAAGAUCUGUCUAAAACUGUUAAUCAAUCACUUGAUAUCAUCACUGAUGCUAAAGAUGGUAAAAUCAAACCAAAUAAAAUAAGACAAAUACUCAUUAGUAACUUGGAAGAAGCAAAAGUGGUUUUACAUAAAUCUAUCAAAAGAAGAGCCGUUAGUCCAACAUACCUCAAUCAACAAAGUUCAAGAUCUCAUUUAUUUAUGUACUUCAACUUACACAAGGUUGUGGGUAGAUCAGUCAAAACCUCAAGACUUACAAUUUCUGAUUUGGCUGGUUCUGAAAGAACAAAAACUGCUAAAACUGAAGGGAAAGAAUUUAAAGAAGGUAAUUAUACAAACACAAGUUUAACAGAAUUGGGAAGAUGUCUAGCGCUAAUGAAAUCUAAAAGAUUUGAAAGAUCAAUAUUAAGAACAAGCAAAUUGACAAGAUUAUUACUUAGUGACUUAUUUGGUAAUUUCAAUCAAAAUAAUAAAAUCAAAAUUUUGUUAACUUUAGAUCCAUAUUCUAAUUUGUCAACAAUUUUACAUGCUUUAAGAUAUAUCCAACCAGUUUCAAGAGUCACAAUCAGCUCUGAACGUAAUUCAAUUGAACCAGAAUCAGAAAUAGUGUUACAAUUAAAUGAAGAACUUAGAAUCUUGAAAGAAAAAUUCGAUGAAGUAACCAAAGAAAAUGAAGAAACAAAAGAAAAACUUGAAGAACAAGAAAUAUCUAUAAGAAAUGAAUUAUCUGAUGAGUUUGAACUAAAGAUUAAAGAAAUAGAUGCUAAUAAUACUGAAGAAUUGAAUAAAUUGAAAGAAUCACAUCAAAGAUCUUUGGAUGAAAAACUUGAUGUUUUAAGUAAAGAUUAUGAAUCUAAAAUCAAAACACUUGAAAUUGAAUCAAAUACUAAAAUUGAAGAGUUCAAGUCACAAAUUGAAUCAUUGAAUGCUAGAUACCAAGAUCUGGAAUCAACAAGUAACUCAGGGGAAUCAAAGCUUUUAUCUGAAAAUCAAUCAUUACUUUCUCAAUUGGAGAAAUUGAAACAAGAGUUAAACUCUUCAGUUAGUGAUAAAGCUCAACACGAAAUUGAAUUACAAAAUCAAAUCAAUAAUAUGAAAGAAAAUCAAGAUAAGCUAAAUUCUGAAAUCACAGUCUUGAGAAAACGUUUAGAGGAUGCAGAAAAGGAGAACAAACAUUUACAAAAGAAAACAAUAAAAAAAGCUAAAAAGAUUGAAGAAUUGACUGAGAAAUUAGAAUCUAGUUUCAAUAAUGGUGAAAAUGACAAUAAGAGAAAAUCUGAAAUUGCUAAUGAUGAAGAUACAGAUGAAGAUGAGAGAUCACCAAAAUUUGCACGUAUUAAUGUUGAAUCUCCAAAAAAAUCUAAACCUGAAGGUUUACAAGCAGCUCCAAAGAUCAUACAAAAUGAACAAGAUUUAAUUAAUUUCAGCCCAAUUAAAAUAUCAACUACCUCACCAUCUAAAAAAGAAAGUACUUCACCAAGAAAGAAUCAAACUUCUCCUUUCAAAUUUGGUCAAGCUUCACCAAAUAAACAUAUUUUUUUCAAUGAUACCCCAAAGAAAAAACCAUUAAGUGAAUUAAAUUUUGAAAAUAAAUUACCAGAACCAAGUUUAAAAUCACCAAGUAAAUCACCAAAGAAAUCACCAAAAAAAGCUAGAAAGAAAGUAACAAAUAAUAAUAUUAUUGAAAAUUCAUUUAAUUCUGAUAUUGAUUAA